This is a messenger RNA of Aedes albopictus (Asian tiger mosquito), 2083 nucleotides long. RefSeq names its product zinc finger protein 345. Gene Ontology annotation, biological process: regulation of transcription by RNA polymerase II. NCBI's taxonomy places the organism in Eukaryota, Metazoa, Arthropoda, Insecta, Diptera, Culicidae. The transcript is spliced from 9 exons. The coding region runs from base 195 to 1988 and encodes 597 amino acids. The record is from RefSeq and is a predicted model, not a curated record. Gene Ontology annotation, cellular component: chromosome. Gene Ontology annotation, molecular function: chromatin insulator sequence binding.
GCAACCGUUUUGUACACUGUGUUUGUUUGGCAACAAAAUCUAACAAACAAAAGUUUAUUUACUUUAGAAGGAAUGCAAUCUGAAUUACACCUUUAAAUCAUUUGAAACAUUUUUUCAAAAUCUUUUUGUUUUGUAAACAAUAAUUACAUCAAAUUGUGCAUAAGUUGUGGACGAGGUUGAGGACCGAGGCGAUUAUGACGACCCCUCGACCGGAGGCGGAUCGGGAUGGAGGAGUGCCCAAAGAACGGUGCACUGUGUGCCGACAGGAUCAUCUUGCAAAGGAAUUGCAGCAAUAUCGACGGGUGCUGUCGGACCGGUUGGUCUUCCGGUGUUCCAUCUGUGGCGGAGAUUAUCUUAGCAAGGAGGAACUGUGGGACCACCAGGAUCUUCAUGAGGCUGCAGAUGGAUCAAAGGAACCAAGCUACGAGGAAAUGAAAAUACGAUGCAGACUGUACAAAUGCCUACUGUGUACAGGCCACCGUGUUUACCAAGAUAGUUUUUAUUGGUCUCAUAUUCACGACAGUCACGAUGGUUGUGGAAGAAGAAAUGAGACGGCGAAUUUAGCCUUGUCUCACAAUUCGAACGAUACUAGUGUUCCGCACGAGCAACUAAACGUUACCACUAUCAAAAGCGAAUGUCCUAUUUGCGAUGAAGUUUUUAGUAGCUGGAGUCUACUUUCUAAACACAUCAACCAAACUCACCGGAUGGUUGUUUGCAACGAUUGCACUAUGGCAUUCACUGAUGAACAUGAACUUCAAGCUCACAAGUGUUCCACGAGUUCUGCGUCCCAGCACAACACUCAGAAUCAUAUAAAUUCAGACAUACUACAUUGUUCUAAACAGAAUAAUAGUGAACAUAGUAAAGGCUCUGAUAUCAAAUAUCAGGUGAAUUCGCACAAUAACGCUAAUCCUAUUGUUAAAAUGGAAAUCUCAGUGGAAGAGACAGAACUACAGAUGCAGAAUGAUCACAAUACUGGAACACAUAGACAGAAAGAUCUCGAAAACAUCGACCAUGAAACCUUUAAUGAUCAGGACUCAUUCAGUGCAACGGAUCAGCGAUUCGACAUUAAAGAAGAAUCUACAGAAGAAGAUAAUGCCCUGGUAACGCCUAUGGAUUCGGACGAUUCCAUGAAACUGGAAGAGCAGCUCAACAAACAGCCCACUGAUUGUCCAAUUUGUGGGCUAACAUUUGCCAGCGAUACCAGGAUGCGAUACCAUAGGAGAAUAAACCACACAGAUCCCCGGUACAAAUGUUCCUACUGUCCGAAAAUGUUUCAUGUCAAGCAUAUGCUGGCACGUCAUGAAACAACGCACCAGGGUGAGCAAAACGUAACGUGCAAGCUGUGUUCCGAAACGUAUCGUAAUGAGAUGCGUUUGCAGCGCCAUCUUAAAAUAGCACAUUCCAUGCCAUGUGAUCUUUGUGAGCUCAAAUUUACGUCCAACACCAAGGUGGAACGCCAUAAGCGAAAAUAUCAUAAAGAGAGCUUUACAGUGGAUAGGCGACAAAGAGUGAAGCUUCCAGGAACGGGACCCAAGCCUAAGGUUUGGAACUCAAACCAGAUGCAGGAAGCGAUCGUAGCCGUUGUGAGCCAACAGUGCGGUAUUAGCCAAGCCAGCACUCAGUACGGCGUACCCAAGGGAACCCUGUACGACAACAUACUCGGCAAGGACAACCGGAUGAACGUCCUGCAUGAACUUCCCUUUAGCCCGGAAGAGGAAGAUGCCAUAUUGAAUUUCGCCUGCCUGUUAUCCCCAGGAGCGCAGAGCAAAAGAGCCAUACGGUCGUUGUGCAGUAUUUUGGAGUUUAUGAGCCAGUUCCCAUGUUUCCAGGAGAAAGCCGAACAAUUCAAAUUUGGAGGAAUUCCAGGUUUUAAGUGGUGGUGGGCUUUCUGUCGGAAGCAUUCGAUCGAUCCUCCGCGGUCACUGUUCGAUGGUCGCAAGAGGCCAAAGUUCGAUGACACGGGCAAUGGAAGAAAGGAUCUUAUUUAAAGGUAAGUGUAGAACUAGUCUAUUUAGGUAAAAACUCACAUAAAGACGAAAAAGAUGAGAAGCACGAAAUCGAAAUAAAAUUCAAAAUAAUUUAA